Menidia menidia (Atlantic silverside) is the source of this 6288-nucleotide messenger RNA. The record is from the annotation of a GenBank genome assembly. Lineage: Eukaryota; Metazoa; Chordata; Actinopteri; Atheriniformes; Atherinopsidae.
AUGUCUGAGGUUCGAAAAUUCACAAAGAGGCUAAGCAAACCCGGGACAGCCGCAGAAGUUCGGCAGAGUGUAUCGGAGGCUGUGAGGAGCACCGUGGACGUUGUGGAACAACCAAAGAUCAUUGAACCACUCGACUAUGAGGCUGUGAUUUUUCAAAGAAAGGCUCAGAUCCACAGCGAUCCACACAGAGACCUGCUGCUCUGUCCUGUUGAUGAUGUAUCAGGGUCUCAGAUUUCCAGACAGAGGCGGACAAUUGUUCCUUCAGUACCUCAGAAUGCAGUAAGGGAGGCCAGGAGUCUCUUCGCCAAAGAGUGCAUCAAGAUGUACAACACCGACUGGCAUGUUAUCAACUACAAAUAUGAGGCUUAUUCUGGUGACUUCCGCAUGUUGCCAAACAAAGGCCUCAAGACAGACAAACUUCCAGCUCACGUUUUUGAGAUUGAUGAAGAUUCCAAAGAUGAGGAUACAUCGUCACUGUGCUCCCAGAAGGGUGGUAUCAUGAAGCAGGGCUGGCUUCAGAAAGCCAACAUCAACAGCAGUUUGUCUGUUUCCAUGAGGGUUUUCAAAAGAAGGUACUUCUACCUGUCUCAGCUCCCUGAUGGUUCUUACAUACUCAACUCGUACAAGGAUGAGAAGAACUGCAAGGAAACAAAGGGCUCCAUCUAUCUCGACUCCUGUAUAGAUGUUGUUCAGAGUCCUAAAAUGCGACGCAAUGGUUUUGAGCUCAAGAUGCAAGACCGCUACAGCCAUUUUUUGGCUGCAGACAGUGAGGCAGAAAUGGAAGACUGGGUGGCCACACUCAAACAAGCUCUGCAGAGCAGCACAGAACUCAGCCAGGACAAGAAGAAUGGAGCAGAGUCUCUGGACUUUGCUGCAGAUGAUGACACUUCUAGCCAAGGUAAAGGUGAGAGCUUGCAGGAGAGUCAGGGGCGGAACUUACACAGUGAACUCUUGAAGUAUAUGAGGGAAACGGACCAGCUCAAUAAGAUCAAUAGAAAUGAGGGCAGACAAAAACUUUUUUCCCUGGACCCUGAAACACAGAAGCUGGACUUCUCUGGCAUUGAGCCAGACGUGAAACCUUUUGAGGAGCGUUUUGGCCGACGCAUCAUGGUCAGCUGCCAUGACCUCACUUUCAAUCUGCAGGGCUGUGUUAACGAGAAGGCUGAUGGCAUCCUCACCAACAUGGAACCAUUUUUCAUCAGCCUUGCAUUGUUUGACAUUUCCAAGAGCUGCAAAAUCUCGGCUGACUUCCAUGUUGACAUGAACCCACCAUGUGUUCGGGAGAUGCUGAAAGACACUUCGCCCCAAAUCACUCCUUCAUCUGAAUUGGAUGAUGAAGGUGGACCUGGAGUGAGUCAGGCAAUGAGAAGUGGAGGGGUGAUAGUGAAUGGAGACUCAAGCAAAAGCAAUGGCCUACCUGUUCUAGAGAGGGUGUCAGAGAAUCUGCUGCGCUUCCCCACACAGGCUAUCUUUUCAGUGACCAACCCCCAUGCAGAUAUCUUCCUAGUAGCCCGUGUGGAGAAGGUAUUGCAGAAUGGCAUCACACACUGUGCUGAGCCUUACAUCAAGGCUUCUGAUGUCAACAAGACAGCCCAAAAGGUGCUUAAAGCUGCCAAACAGACAUGUCAACGCCUCGGCCAGUACAGGAUGCCAUUUGCUUGGGCAGCUAAGCAGGUGUUCAAAGAUGCUCUGGGCAGCCUGGACAUGGAUGGAAAAUUUUCUCCUCUCUAUCGUCAGGACAGCAACAAAAUCUCCACAGAUGACCUUAUCAAGAUGCUGGCCGACAUCAGGAAACCCGAGAAGAGCAAACCUCAGACUAUCCCUGGACAGCUGAAUGUCACCAUUGAAUGUGUGCCACCUGAUUUGUCAAAUACAGUGACAUCAUCUUAUAUUCCUGUCAAGCCGUUUGAAGAGGGAUGCGAGCGGGUGUCAGUAGAGAUCGAGGAGUUCCUCCCAGAUGAAGCCAAGUACAACUACCCCUUCACUACCUACAAGAACCAACUCUACAUCUAUCCUUUGCAGCUCAAAUAUGAAUGCCAGAAAACCUUCACUAAGGCUAGAAAUAUUGCUGUCUACAUACAAUUCAGAGAUUCAGAUGAGGAAGGAGCAGCCCUCUUGAAGUGCAUCUAUGGCAAGCCAGGGGACUCACUCUUUACCAGCAGCACCUAUGCGGCCGUCCUGCACCACAACCAGAGUCCAGAGUUUUAUGAUGAGGUUAAGAUUGAGCUGCCGGUCCACCUGCACGAAAAACACCACAUCCUCUUCACAUUUUACCACAUCAGCUGUGACUCAAGCGCCAAGGCCAGCAGCAAGAAGAGAGAUGGAGUGGAGUCCCUAGUGGGCUAUUCAUGGAUGCCUUUACUGAAAGAUGGAAGGAUACAGUCAUCAGAAGUCCAGUUACCUGUAGCUGCUACACUGCCCACUGGAUAUCUUUGUCAGAACAGCAAAAAGUCCCAACCAGAUAUUAAGUGGGUGGAAAAUGCAAAGACACUGUUCAAAGUGAGAAGUCGUGUAGCAUCAACCAUAUAUCCUCAGGAUUUCCAUCUGCAUACCUUCUUCCAGCACUGCCAACAGAUGAGGGCAACAUCAGAGGACAACCCCGCUGAACUCAUUAAAUACCUAAAGUGCCUACAUGCAGUAGAGACUCAUGUAGUCAUCACUUUCUUACCAACAGUGCUAAUACAGCUGUUUGAGGUGCUUACCACAGCCACCAAAGAAGCCCAUGAGAUUGCUGUCAACUCUCUCCGAGUGAUCAUACAUAUAGUCUCUAGAUGUCAUGAAGAAGGACUGGAAGCCUACCUGCGCUCUUUUGUUAAGUUUGUCUUUGUGACAAAUACAUGUACGUCAGGAAACUCUGCAACAACUCACGAGGUGCUGGCCAUGGCAGUGACUGCCAUCCUUAAACAAACUGCUGAUUUCAACACCAGCAAUAAACUGCUUAAGUACUCCUGGUUCUUCUUUGAAACCACGGCAAAAUCCAUGGCCCAGUAUCUGCAAGAGUUCAACCGUAUAAAGAUGCCGCGGACCCAGCGCUUCCCUGACAGCUUUCACCAAGCACUUCAAUCUCUGGUAUUGUCCAUUAUGCCACACAUCACCAUUCGCCACAUGGAAAUUCCAGAAGAGGCCCGGUGCAUCAACCUAAGUCUGGCAAAUUUCAUGAAGAGGUGCCUGACCUUCAUGAACAGGGGCUUCGCAUUUGGACUUGUCAACCAUUAUAUGUGUCAUUUUAGCCUCAAAGAUCCAAAGGUGCUGACUGAAAUGAAAUUGGAGUUCUUGAUGACAGUGUGUUGCCACGAACACUUCAUCCCUCUUAACCUGCCCAUGGCCUUUGGGCGCACAAAGCUGCAGAGGGUACAAGAUUUUAUUCCAUAUGCGAUGGAGCUAUUUGGCCCUGUAGAGCAGAGUCUGGAGUUCAACUUGACAGAGGAAUAUUGCCGUAACCACUUUCUGGUGGGUCUGCUGCUUAGAGAGAUGGCAGUUGCUUUGCAGCAAGCGCCUGAAGUCCGACAGUUAGCUGUGAGCAUCCUCAAGAACCUCCUGAUUAAACAUGCCAUGGAUGACCGCUACACAGCAUUCAAGAACCAGCAAGCAAGAAUUUGUAUGUUGUACCUGCCGCUUUAUGAGCUGCUCUACCAGAACCUCGAGCAGCUGUCUGCUCCACCUCAGACUACAAUCUAUGGACUUGGCCUCAGUGGCUCCAGAGAUGACUUGAUGUCAGCCAGCUCGAUCGACAACCGGAGAAUCAGUACCACGAUUGACAAAGACCAUGGUCUGUCAGCUCAGAAUUGCCAUGCUGUGAGGAGAGAGGACUCCAGAAGCUCUUUGUUUAUGGACCCCGGAACACAAGACAGCAUUGAGUUCCAUCGGCGUGCCUCCACCAUAAGCAGCAGUACCAGGGCUCCUGCCAGUAAACUGGGACAGUAUGAGAUUAAAGGCCUCCUCUUCUCUUCCCUGCACAUAGUCAAGACUUUGUCAGAGGACACUCUGAUGGCAUACUGGAACAAAAUCAGCCCACAAGACAACAUGAACUUCCUCAGCUUGCUUCAGAUCUGUCUAGAUCAGUUCCGUUACAUGGGAAAGAGGAACAUUGGCAGGAACCAAGAGAUGUGCAUGUCAAAGCUCUUCUCAACAGAUAGGAAAUCUCAGACUAUGCCAGCCAUGCGCUGCAACCGUGCCAGUCUCAUGCAGUCUAAGAUACACCAAUUCAAUACCAUGGAAGCCUCUCUUAGUCUCAACAUAGGGACAGGUCCUUCAGAGGCAGAAAUCCACCAUCAGGCUAUGCUGGAAGGCAACAUCUCCACUGAAGUGUGCCUCAGUGUGUUAGAUGUUGUGUCGCUUUUCACUCAGUGUUUUAAGACCCAGCUGCUGGACAGCGAAGGUCACAACCCCCUCAUGAAAAAGGUGUUUGAUGUUUACCUGACUUUCCUCAAAGUUGGCCAAUCAGAAGCUGCUUUCAAACAAGUCUUUGCAGCACUCCGGGCUUUCAUCAAUAAGUUCCCAUUGGUGCUCUUUAAGGGUCGCGUAACGCUAUGUGAAGCUCUCUGCUGCGAGGUGCUCAAGUGCUGUGUCUCGAAACUGGGGUCCCUGAGGGCAGAGGCAUCUGCACUGCUUUACUUGCUGAUGAGAAACAAUUACGAGCACACCAAGAGGAAGACCUUCCUACGUACACACUUGCAGAUCAUCAUUGCUGUGAGUCACCUGAUCUCUGAUGUGGCGCUGACAGGCAGUUCUCGUUUCCAGGAGUCACUCUCUAUCAUCAACAACUUUGCAAACAGUGACAAGGCCAUGAAGUCCACACCAUUCCCUUCAGAAGUGAAGGGUCUGACCAAGCGCAUACGUACAGUGCUGAUGGCCACAGCCCAGAUGAGAGAGCAUGAAAAAGACCCUGAAAUGCUGCUGGAUCUUCAGUACAGCCUGGCCCGGUCUUAUGCCAGCACUCCAGAGCUCAGGCGGACCUGGUUGGACAGCAUGGCGAGAGCACACCUAAAAAAUGGGGAUUUCUCUGAGGCUGCCAUGUGUUAUGUUCAUGUGGCUGCACUGGUUGCAGAAUACCUGCACAGAAAGAAAUUGUUCCCCAGUGGCCUCACUGCUUUUAAAAAAAUCACAUUUAACAUUGAUGAAGAAGCUGCCAUGAAGGAAGAUAGUGGAAUGCAAGAUGUCUACUACACUGAGGAAGUUCUGGUUGAACACCUUGAAGUCUGUGUUGAAGCCUUGUGGAAAGCAGAACGCUAUGAACUCAUCACACACAUCGCCAGGCUUAUCAUUCCUAUUUAUGAGAAGCGUCAUGAGUAUGAGAAACUGAGCCGACUGUACGAAACUCUCCACAGAGCCUACAGCAAAAUCAAAGAGGUGGUUCACUCGGGCCGCAGGCUGCUUGGAACAUACUUCAGAGUGGCUUUUUAUGGACAGGUCUUCUUUGAGGAAGAGGAUGGGAUGGAGUAUAUUUACAAAGAGCCCAAACUCACUGGUCUGUCUGAAAUCUCCCAGCGGCUGCUGACACUCUACGGGGAAAAGUUCAGCCCAGAGAACGUCAGGAUCAUUCAGGACUCAAGCAAAGUGAACUCCAAAGAGCUGGACUCCAGGUUUGCCUACAUUCAAGUGACAUUUGUCAAGCCAUACUUCGAAGAGAAAGAAGCCCCAGAGAAGAAGACAGAUUUUGAGAAGUGUCACAACAUUAAUCGCUUUGUGUUUGAGACACCAUACACGUUAUUGGGGAAAAAACAUGGCGGGGUGGAGGAGCAGUGCAAGAGGAGGACGGUCCUCAUAACUGCCAACACUUUUCCAUAUGUGAAAAAGCGUGUGGAAGUGGUGGGGGAGAAACAGGUGGAGCUAAAGCCAGUGGAUGUUGCUAUAGAUGAGAUGAAGGCUCGAACAGGAGAGCUGAUCAAGCUCUGUUCCAACCAGGAGGUGGACAUGAUCCAACUGCAGCUCAAAUUGCAGGGCUGUGUCUCUGUGCAGGUGAAUGCAGGUCCCAUGGCAUAUGCUCGAGCAUUCCUGGAUGAGAGUAAAUCCAACCAGUCUGGCGUAAAAAAAGUGAAAGAACUUAAGGAUAUUUUCAGGCGGUUUGUUGAAGCAUGCAGCAUGGCUCUGGACAUAAAUGAACGUUUGAUAAAAGAGGACCAGUUUGAGUAUCACGAAGGCCUGAAAUCAAACUUUAAAGAAAUGGUAAAGGAGCUAUCAGAUAUCAUCCAUGAACAGAUCUAUCAGGAGGACAUGAUGCGCUCACUGUUACAGAACUCCCUCCAUGUGUUUCGGGCCAUCAGUGGGACAUCCACUGAUAUGAGCUGA